AUGUCUCAUCAGUCAUUUACUGAAAUCACUGACAUCCCACAAAGACAGUCCUCGUCCCCGCACCUGAUCGAGUUUGCGGAAGCAAUCUUCAACUCCGGCUGUCCUCUCACUCACUGUUGGGGUUUUAUCGAUGGCACCGUGCGUGGCAUUGCAAGGCCCAAGUACUGGCAGCGACUGUUCUACAAUGGGCACAAGAGGAAGCACGCAAUGAAGUUCCAAGGGGUAAUUACACCAGACGGGCUAUUUGUGGAUCUGUGGGGCCCCGUGGCGGGGACACGUCAUCACAGCUUUAUUCUAGCGCAGUUUGGGUUGAUGGAGAAGUUGUCGAUGCAAAACAGCCCUAUAGGCCAUCCGUACUAUUUGUACGGAGAUCCGGCGUAUGGACUGAGUAACCACCUUGUCUGUCCUUUUAGCGCGUCAAGUGCGGGCCCUCUAACGCCAGAGAUGGCCGACUUCAACAAGCGUAUGAGCCACUGCCGCGUAACGGUGGAGUGGGGAUUCAAAGAGAUGACCGGCAAGUGGGCCUUUGUGAGCAUGAAGCCGCAGCAGAAAUUCUUGCUAAGCCCUGUCGCCAAGCAGUACCGGGUAGCCACUCUGCUUUCUAACUGGCACUCAUGCAUGAACGGGGGCAACGAGAUUUCGCAAUACUUUGGCGUGGUGCCACCCACUUUCGAGGAGUACGUAGCGGUGUAAAUCAUGAUGCACCCACGUUGUGUGAUAAUUCUAGGCCGCUUCGGUGUUCCAGGCGUAAACCAAGACAAAUAGCCGUUUGCUGGCGUGAGCAAGUCGCGCACGAUAAGCUUUCCAAUUUUAUGUGAGUUUCGAAUGAUCAGCGCCAAGAUUAUUUUUUCUCCUUGGUCGUUUAGGUGGGCUAACGCGGGCGAUGCAGAGGGCAGGCACGGACGGUGUAUGUAUAUCGUACGGAUGUAAAAGCAUUGCGUAACAAUCGGAUGCCGCGUUUUUUGGGGACAGUUAGUUAGGACGGUUUGAACGGUUAACUUCUUGGGAGUUAAAGUGUUUGGUGCGAAGAAGUCGUCUCCUCCUUGCUGGCCAUUUAUUAUGUGGGCAAACGCGAGCGGAUGCAUAGGGGAAGUACGGAAUGUAUCGUGCGGGGGAAGCACUGCGCAAAAGACAGACGCCACUUGUUGAAUGCCAGUUUCAUUUUUCAAUUGUUCCUCCUGAUAAAACCCUCCCCAGAACAGGCAAGCCUCCCCCGAAAAAAACGCGC
Messenger RNA from Ectocarpus sp. CCAP 1310/34, 1228 nucleotides. The record is from the annotation of a GenBank genome assembly. NCBI's taxonomy places the organism in Eukaryota, Phaeophyceae, Ectocarpales, Ectocarpaceae.